This is a messenger RNA of Micropterus dolomieu (smallmouth bass), 2772 nucleotides long. Its product is annotated as protocadherin alpha-8-like. Gene Ontology annotation, cellular component: plasma membrane. The transcript has 2 exons. The record is from RefSeq and is a predicted model, not a curated record. NCBI's taxonomy places the organism in Eukaryota, Metazoa, Chordata, Actinopteri, Centrarchiformes, Centrarchidae. Bases 130 to 2559 code for a protein of 809 amino acids. Gene Ontology annotation, molecular function: calcium ion binding. Gene Ontology annotation, biological process: homophilic cell-cell adhesion.
CUGCUGCAUUUGGAAAUAUUCUAUGUGCCCUCGUGUCUGUCACUGUAGGAAGAGGAUGAAUAUUUUCGCGCAUGGAAGAGUUGGAUUUUCUCAUUAUAAGGCAGGUAUAGUUUUUGUGAAUGAUUACUGAUGAUUUCGGGUUUAACCAUGGAACAAAGAAGGUACGAGCCAGGAAGGGUGAGAGGAUGUCUGGUCGGCUGUGUGGUUGCUGUGAUUUUGUGGAGCGUGGUAUCGGCGGAAAUAACAUAUUCCAUUUCUGAGGAAGUUAAUGAAGGAACUGUGGUUGGAAAUAUCGCAAAAGAUCUGGGAUUAGAUAAAAGCACACUGAAAGACAGGAAGUAUCGGAUUGUUUCUGGUAACGCGGAUCCCCUUUUCCAUGUAAAUCAAAACGAUGGCAUCCUGUAUGUGAGCCGAAAGAUUGACAGAGAAGAGGUGUGCGCGCAGAGCAGUACAUGUUUAAUGAAUCUGAAAACCGUGCUAGAAAACCCACUGGAGGUACACUACGUUGAAGUAGAGGUUGUGGACAUAAAUGACCAUUUUCCCAGCUUCCCAGAUAAAGAGACAACGUUGGAGAUAUCGGAGUCUGUGUUGCCCGGAGCAAGAUUUCAGCUAAAACCUUCACGGGAUCCAGACAGUGGUCAUUUCUCCGUGCAGCAAUAUAAACUUAGCCCAAACGAUUAUUUCCGUUUGGAGGUUCGAGAUAAAGGAGAGGAUGGUAAAAUACCGAUAUUGGUUGUUCAAAAAUCUUUAGACAGGGAAUCUGCAAGCAGCCACUCAUUACAACUGACCGCACUUGAUGGAGGAAAACCUCCGAAAUCCGGCGAAAUGAAUAUUCUUGUAAAUGUAUUGGAUAUUAAUGAUAACGCGCCGGUUUUCUAUAAAGAUGAGUAUUAUGUGAUGCUCGAUGAAAAUGCAUCAGUAGGUACAACAGUCAUACAAGUGAAUGCAACCGAUUUAGAUGACGGCACGAACGGAGAUGUGAUUUACUCAUUCAGCAAGAGUAUGAAUCAAAAUAUAUUAAAACUCUUUGAUAUCAGACCAUCAACAGGCGAUAUAAUUGUUAAAGGCCCAAUAGACUAUGAGCAAAAAGACAAGUACGAAAUUGAAAUUGAAGCAUCCGAUAAAGGUUUCGCCCCGCUAACAACAGAGAAAAGCGUCAUUAUCAAGAUAGUUGAUGUUAAUGAUAACGCACCUGAGAUUGAAGUUACCUCAUUUACAAGCUCCAUCCCUGAAGAUUCCAGACCAGGAACUACAGUUGCCCUUAUCAGUGUAAAUGAUUUGGACUCUGGUCUGAAUGGAAAAGUUAUUUGCUCCAUAGAUGAGGACGUUCCGUUCACUUUAACACCAUCUUUAAAAGACAAAAUGUAUUCAUUCGUCACCAAAUCCCCUCUGGACAGAGAGAAACAGUCACAAUAUAUCAUAACAGUCGUUGCAAAAGACGCUGGUCAUCCUCCAUUAUCAUCUGAGAAAACAAUAAGCGUUGUGGUGUCAGAUGUGAAUGACAACAGUCCAGAGUUUUCACUGAGUCCCUAUACUUUCUAUGUCACUGAGGGUAACAACCCAGGAGCCUCAGUGUUUUCUGUUAACGCGUCUGAUCGUGAUGAGAACGACAACGCUCUCAUUUCAUACCAUAUUGUCAGAGACAGAAGCGAAGAAAACAAAGUGGCUUCAUUUCUCAACAUAAACUCUGAAAACGGAGACAUUUUGGCGCUAAAAAGUUUCGACUUUGAAACUCUGAAAACGUUCCAGUUCCAAGUUGUUGCCUCAGAUUCUGGAACUCCGUCACUGAGCAGCAACGUCACAGUGAACGUGUUCAUUCUGGAUCAGAACGACAACGCUCCAGUCAUCCUGUAUCCAGUCAGCUCUAACGGUUCUGCUGAAGGUGUGGAGGAGAUUCCCCGCAAUGUGAACGCAGGACACUUGGUGACUAAAGUCAGAGCCUAUGACGCUGAUAUAGGAUAUAACGGCUGGUUACUCUUUUCACUGCAGCAAGUCACUGACCACAGUCUCUUUGGUUUGGACCGCUAUACAGGACAGAUCAGAACACUUCGCUCCUUCACAGAGACAGACGAGGCUGAGCACAAACUGAUCAUACUGGUCAAAGACAAUGGGAACGUGUCGCUCUCAGCAACAGCUACUGUGGUGGUCAAACUUGUGGAGCCCAAAGAGGCUUUUGCAGCUUCUGACGUUAAAAGUUCAGCCAAAGAUGAGGAGGGGACCGAUGUGACUUUUUAUCUGAUGAUAACUUUGGGCUCAGUUUCUGUACUUUUUCUCAUCAGUAUCAUUGUGCUGAUUGCAAUGCAGUGCUCUAAAACCACAGACUAUACUUCUAAAUAUCUGCAAGAGACUAAUUAUGACGGGACACUGUGCCACAGCAUCCAGUACAGAUCUGGAGAGAAACGGUACAUGUUAGUUGGACCCAGAAUGAGUAUAGGAUCUACUAUAGUACCGGGCAGCCACGCGAAUACACUAGUGCUCCCUGACAGGAGGAGGGGAUCUGGAGAGGUAAGACAGGUCACUUUAUUUCAAGGCAGCUGUAUGAACGGUAGUGACAGAUGAGAUGCAGAUCCUAAUGAUUAAAGUGCCACAAGUACUAAAUCACACCACUUAAACACAAUAGCUGUAUAGAAAUGUACCUCAGGCCUAAAAUUAAUCACUAGGGGAAAUAAGGAGGUACUGUGUUAUGAGACUGCUAAGUUAAGUUGCUUGUUUACAUGUGGUUGUAUGGUUAGUUGGAUGUUAAUUGAUUAGUAAAUAACCGAUUGGACUGCA